Messenger RNA from Synchiropus splendidus (mandarinfish), 1621 nucleotides. RefSeq names its product proteinase-activated receptor 3-like. Gene Ontology annotation, cellular component: membrane. Gene Ontology annotation, molecular function: lysophosphatidic acid receptor activity. The record is from RefSeq and is a predicted model, not a curated record. The transcript is spliced from 7 exons. NCBI's taxonomy places the organism in Eukaryota, Metazoa, Chordata, Actinopteri, Syngnathiformes, Callionymidae. Gene Ontology annotation, biological process: phospholipase C-activating G protein-coupled receptor signaling pathway; positive regulation of Rho protein signal transduction. The coding region runs from base 1 to 1593 and encodes 530 amino acids.
AUGCUGCAGACUACCACCUCUGACUCACAGCUGCGCAGCCGCACGUACUAUGGAUGCUGCACUGGCCAGAUGGUGUUGAAGGCACUGGAGAAGUCAAAAAACAUGACCCUCAUAACUUCGGCCGGUCACCAGAUGGGUGAGCGCCUGCUGCAGCAUACAGAUGACAGCAUCUUCAACCCUGAUACUGGGCCUGUAGGCAAACUGCAACGGGUCCAGGGUGGAGCUCACCAUGGAUCGGAGGUGGUCCAAAACGGGGCUUCAGUGAGGGUGGCCCACACCAUCGCAACUGACCAGACGGCAACUAUCACGACUAUAGGAUAUUCCCCAGCUGUGAUGGUCAGACUGGUUCUAGGUCCGGUACCAGUUGCCCACUGCAAUUUGGAGCUAGUCAGCGUGUUCACACAGGUCACACCUGGCAGUUGUCUCCACCCUUCAUGCAGUCUCCCCUUCACCUCUUUUAAUCUCUGUCCAUUACCCUCUGCGACUGAAUCCAAAUGCUUGAACUCAUCCAUAUUCAAAACUAGCUCUUUUACACUCAUUUUCUUCUCCAACUCAUCUGUCGCUUCAGAUCUUCAUAUCACCAGGAAACAUCGUAGUAACCAAGGAAACUCUACACUGACCUCUCAGGCUAUGGAAGGAGAAAAUAAACUGGUGCUUUCAGUUUUUACCGCUAGGGGCGCCGUCACUUUCUUUAAUUCGUUGACAUUACUGCAGUUGCACUUCUGCACUUCACACAGAAACAUGUCCAACGACACCAUGCAGGAGAAGGAUUUGCUGUACGCUGGAUUCUAUGGAUGCAUCAUGGUACUGGGUUUUCUUCUCAAUGCUGUGUCCUUGUGGAUUCUGUGUCGCCGUCACAGCCUCAAAUCCCCCAGUUCCGUCUUCAUGGUGAAUCUGGCACUGUCCGACCUUCUGCUGACCGUCUCUCUGCCGCUGAGGGUCUACUACCAUGCCACGGGAACCUGGCCUCUAGGCAACGCAGCUUGUGUCUCCACCAGGAUGCUCUUUCGCUACAAUCUCCGCUGCAGCUGCAUCUUCAUCACCCUCAUCAGUGUGGAUCGUCUGCUGGCCGUGGUUUUCCCUCUCAAGACCCGACACCUGAGAACUGCGCCCAACGCCUGGAAAACAGCAGCACUCAUCUGGGUCCUCCUGAUCAUUGUGUGCGUCCCGGACGGUGUGGACCUUUUUGAGGACUUGAAGCGCCCCAAUAAGACGACCUGUCUCAUGCGGCAUGAUCAGCGUGACAGCAAGUCACUGAUCAAGUGUGUUGUUGAGGUGGUGUGUCUGCUUUCUAUGCUGUUGGUCAGCAUUGUGUCCAUGGUUUUGGUGACUCGGACUUUGUGUAAGUCAGACAACUCCAAAAUCAUCAAGAACAGAGUAAAUGUAAUAAUUCUCUUCCUGAUGAACAUGAUCAUGUUCGCUGUGUUUUUCUUGCCGCUGGCCAUCGCACAUUUAUUGCCAGAAGAGACGUUGGUUGAACCUUUAAAAUGCCUCGCGAGUGCCAACUGCUGUGUGGAUCCACUGUUGUACUACUUUUCUUUUGACGGGUUUUGGAAGAAAGACCAGCCCAGAAGAGAAAUUUCAAGAACAUGAAAAUUGAAUGUUUUCUUUUUUUUUCCAU